This is a messenger RNA of Colletotrichum destructivum, 1050 nucleotides long. Its product is annotated as Putative HIT-like domain, aprataxin, C2HE/C2H2/C2HC zinc finger, HIT-like superfamily. Gene Ontology annotation, cellular component: nucleus. The record is from RefSeq and is a predicted model, not a curated record. The transcript has 2 exons. Bases 207 to 1043 code for a protein of 278 amino acids. Gene Ontology annotation, biological process: single strand break repair. NCBI's taxonomy places the organism in Eukaryota, Fungi, Ascomycota, Sordariomycetes, Glomerellales, Glomerellaceae. Gene Ontology annotation, molecular function: single-stranded DNA binding; DNA 5'-adenosine monophosphate hydrolase activity; mismatched DNA binding.
GUCCUUUUCACCUCCACAAAGAAACAACUCGCAGCUUGUCAUCACAGGCUUGACGGCGUGAGUCACGAACUGCAGUCGCGAUUGCCACUCAUCGCCCGAAGUAUACACGUACAUGAUGAGAGAACCGAUGCCACGCUCGGGAUGAUACGCGAAAUCAGACUUCCUGGUCUCAGUCCCCCACGUUUUCUAGCAAUCCAGCAGUAGCAAUGGCGGCAGAAGAUUCAGACCCGGAAGAUGCCAUCACACAGGACGAGAUCAAAGGGACCUCUCCCGCGCUGGACGCGCGACGGGAUGCUUUCGCGGAGCUCAUGACCCGAAAGCGCAAGCCCGAAACAGGCUCCGGGCCAUCCAAGCCCUCCCGCAACAAGCCCUUCCGGACCCGCGACGGCCUCGGCGCCUAUAUCGAGGACCCAUCAUCCUUUCCUGCCUCGCGCGUGAUAUACCAUAACGAUGAUUUCGUCGCGAUCAACGACCUCUACCCCAAAGCCAGCGUCCAUACGCUGCUGCUGCCUCGAUCCCCCAAACACAGCCUCCUCCACCCGUUCGAGGCGUUCGAGAACGCCGAGUUCUUAGUAUCGGUGCAGAAGGAGGUUCUGAGGCUCAAGGACCUUGUGGCAAAAGAGCUGCAGCGAAGGUUCGGCAAGGGAAGCAAGGCCGAGGAAGCACGGGAGGCCGUGCUGGACGGGCGCGUUGAGCCGGAGAGCGGAGCGCUGCCCCAGGGCCGGGACUGGCACGCCGAAAUCAUCACGGGGAUUCAUGCACACCCCAGCAUGAACCACCUGCAUAUUCAUGUCCUCUCGCGGGACAUGUCCUCGGAGUGCAUGAAGCAUCGCAAACACUAUAACUCCUUUAACACCCCGUUCCUUGUCGAUGUCGCCGACUUCCCCCUGGCGGCGGAUGACCCUCGCCGCCACCCUGGCCACGACGGGUACCUUAUGAAGAGUAGUCUCAUUUGCUGGAGGUGCGGCGAGAACUUUGGGAACCAGUUUGCGAGGCUCAAAGAACACUUGGCAGUUGAGUUUGCCGAGUGGGAAAGGGAAUAGAAGUGUA